Molecule: messenger RNA, 534 nt
Organism: Penicillium robsamsonii
Lineage: Eukaryota; Fungi; Ascomycota; Eurotiomycetes; Eurotiales; Aspergillaceae
Product: oxidase ustYa family protein
Exons: 3
Coding region: 1-534 (177 amino acids)
Biological process (GO): mycotoxin biosynthetic process
Source: RefSeq, a predicted model, not a curated record
AUGCUAGAGGCAGUAGAAUAUUACGAGGUCGACUGGGCAAACGAGUUCUAUCAGGAGUCCAUCUAUCGGGGAUCGCCGACUCCAAAGUUAGAAAUCGCAUGGGAUGGUCUUUGGAGACAAAAUGAUAUCAACGUUCCUCUGAACAAGUUAUCCUCGCUCAAUCGAUCGGCGAAUACGAAUUGGAAGCUAACACCCGCGCAAUAUGGUGGAGGCGCCGAAGCUAACGUAGAGGUGUUCCAUCAGCUACAUUGUCUGAACAUAAUUCGACAGUACACCUACCUAGACUCAUACGAAGUGCCACCAGAGGGAUUACAGAGAUCCUCAGAGAUGUCUAGAACCCAUGUUGAUCACUGUAUUGAGACGCUGCGUAUUCAUCUCAUGUGUGCAGGAGAUGUGACACCUGUGCUGGUGAGGCUGGAUAACUCCACGCCGCUUGGGGCCGAGGCAGAUUUCUCGACGCACCAUAAAUGUCGCCGAUUUGAUAAGUUGACUGAGUGGAUGGAGAUGCACGCUAUACCCACAGAGGAGCAUUAA